Messenger RNA from Carassius gibelio (silver crucian carp), 2948 nucleotides. RefSeq names its product leucine, glutamate and lysine rich 1 (gene lekr1). The coding region runs from base 895 to 2859 and encodes 654 amino acids. Lineage: Eukaryota; Metazoa; Chordata; Actinopteri; Cypriniformes; Cyprinidae. The record is from RefSeq and is a predicted model, not a curated record. The transcript is spliced from 12 exons.
GAAAUGCCAAAUGAUUUAUUUCUUUAAAAGUAAUGCAGAGAACGACGUCCUUUUUACUUACUGUAAAGCGUUAUAUUGUAUAUUUAAGACCAGGAACCUCUGCUAUUUAUAUGCAUACGAAUAUGUUUACUCCCUGAUUCAAAGAAGGAACUGAAACUCAAGUCAAUGAGAUACCAUUUUGGAUUUUGGAUGAAGUCAUGUGCGCAUUUUGCCCUAAGAUGCCCUUGCUCUCUGAAAUGUCUUUACAUAGGGAGGAUCCCAUUUAAAUGAACUCCUUUUUAGUAUUGUGUUCCGUGUCAGAUUCAUGGCGUGCCACUCACAGGGUAAACACAAGGUCAAGAACGCCUGUUAUUAUCCUUGGGCUAUGAACAAUUAAUUUAGCUAUUUUUAUGUGCCUCGUUAAAGUGUUUUUCAAAAAAAAAAAAAAUGUCUCAGAUGUCAAUAAAAAAUUAUAAAGUGUGUUUGACAUUUAUUAAGCACAGAUACAACUACUCUAACUUCUCAUUUAUUGAUUCUGUUUCGCUUCCUGUUUUUUCCUUAACCCACAUCCGCCUGUGUUAGGAUUUUCAGCCUUUCUUCUAUUUAUUUUUGAUGUUAGCGUGGCAAGUGGCUCCAAUGUGACGAGAAAUGAUGGAGAUCCUACUGAGUCUCACUCUUGUGCCUUUCUCUAGCUCUGCUGCUCUCUAAAUAAUGAAUGGGACACGAAAAACAGCCACAUUUUUCUACCUCGGGAGACAUGGGGGAAUAAUGGCGGCAUGUGUUGCCUGUUUAAUGGGAUGAUACUAUCCUCAGGUCCCCCUCUGCUCACCCUCUGUUCACAAACAACACCUUCUCUCGUCUCUCACCUGUGCAUCUUACGCUGGGGUAAAAACAAACACUCAUCUAGUGCAAAAUAUGGAUCAUUCUGAGAAGGCCUGUCGUUACUGUGGCAUAAGUUAUUUGAUCCUGCAUGAGUUCCAGCACCUGCAGGAGCGUUUGCGGGAAGUCGAGAGAGAGCUGGAGCAGGAGAGAGGAAGUGUGGGGAGAGAGAGAACCUUAAGAGAGGAGCUCCAAGAAGCCUACACUCAUCUGGAGGAGCUGAAGACAUCUGUGCUUCAGCAGGAAGAAACCACGAGGGCCCUUGACCUGCAGCUGUGCGUGGUCACGCGUGAGAUGGAAAGCAUGAAGGCGGAGAAAAAAACAGCGAUUACAGAGCUGGAAAACGAGCGCACUUGCCGCCUGCAUCUUAGAUCAAGGUUUGUGCAGCAGCAGUGGCUUCUCAGGGAGGCUUUGGCCCUGCUGCAUUCGUCUCGAGGGGAGAUGACGACUGUUAAGAACCAGUUAACUCACUUCCUGGAGACCUGGGAGAACAGCAAAGCACUGAUACAGCAGAGUUGCAUCAGUGCUGAUGAAGAGUGUGCUCGUCUGAAGCAGCAAGUGGUCGGGUUGCAGGAGGAGCUGAAGAAGCUGCAGGUGGAGGUGCCAAACAUGAAGUCAUGUCUUGAUGCAGCUAAAGAACAGAUUCUGCAGUUGGACAACCAGGUUGAGACCCAGAAACUAUUGCAGAACCAAAACCAAGAAGCCCAGGUUCUCAUACAGGGCCUGAGGGAGGAGGUGAGGACUCUGAAAAUAGAUCUCCAGAACAGCAUGCAUGAACGAGAGCAUGUAAAGAAACUCCUGGAAAUAAAGUCCGCGGAGAAGGAGGAUCUACGAGUGUUGUGGAGCGAACAGACGGCCACCAUUGAGAGGCUAUCCCGAGACCUGAGGGAGAAGGAGGGGAACCGGUUGUCAUGUCAACAACGAUGCGAGUCCAUACAGGAACAGCUGUUGGCGUGGCAACAGAAAGAGGAGGAGGUGGCCCGGAGACUAGAACGGGCAGAGGGCGAGAUGAAGGACCUGAGAGUAGCCCGAUCCACUUUACUGCAGGAGAGGGAGGAACUGAGGAGAACUCAUGUGGGAGAAUUGGAGAGACUGGAGGAGAGCUUUAGAAUGAGGCUGAAAGCUGCAAAGGAGCAGAGUUCAAAGAUGGAGGCUUUUCUCCAGCAGAAACAGGCUGAGCAAGACAAACAGCUGAAACAGCAAGAGAUGGAGUUAAGAAAAGAAGCUGAUAUUGAACUAGACAUCGAAAGACAAAAAAACCUGGAGCUGAUUAACAAAUACCAGAGUGAAAAACAGCAACUACAAAACAAGAUUCCUGCUCUCAUUCAUUCAGCCGUGCAGGGGCUCCAGGAGGAGUUGGCAGUUCUGCAGGAACAGAUUAAAGAGCAGGAGAAAGAGAUGAAGCAGUUUUGUGAGAGCGCCUCCCAGAGGCAGCAUCAGCUCCUGGAAGAGCGGAGGACAGGAGAGGCACAGCUGCAGUCGGCCCUGCAGGAACUGCGGCAGAAGACACAGGAGUUAAACCAGGUUCAGAGUAACAUACAGCAGCUCAAAGAAGAGAGCGCCACCCUACAGGAAGAGAAGUCCUUUCUUGAAGAAACAGUGAGGCGUGAGUGUGAAGAGAGGGAAGAACUGACUGCAGCACUGACCAUGGCCAAAGAACAACUGCUGGAACUCAAACACUCCACCGCAAAACCAAAUGACACCCAGGCACACACCCAAAUUUCCAGAGUCAGACCUUCACUAAUGAACGCGGACCUCCCCUUCCCCAGACUAGAUCCCAGCCCUCCUCACACACGCAGCCAAAGAUCUUUGUCCACUCAGAGCACCAGACAGUGUUUGUCUGAGUCAAAUAAUUGUAGUGAGAGUAGAAGUUCGACAUCCUGGCAUGGAUCAUCACUGCAAACACCCAUCCUGCCCAAAAUCAGCAAAGAGAGAUUCACUUCAGUUAAUGACUUGUGCAAAAGCAUCAGUAUGGUGAGGGGCAGAAGGGACAAACUCUGAUUGCAUUAGAAAGUCCCCUACAUUGUGUACUCGUGUACUAGUUUUUUUCUAGGUCAGAGGUCACAGCAACACAAGGGAGAGGUGGAAAG